Cuculus canorus (common cuckoo) is the source of this 1050-nucleotide messenger RNA. RefSeq names its product dicarbonyl and L-xylulose reductase (gene DCXR). Gene Ontology annotation, molecular function: carbonyl reductase (NADPH) activity; L-xylulose reductase (NADPH) activity. Gene Ontology annotation, biological process: xylulose metabolic process; glucose metabolic process. The transcript has 8 exons. The coding region runs from base 114 to 854 and encodes 246 amino acids. The record is from RefSeq and is a predicted model, not a curated record. NCBI's taxonomy places the organism in Eukaryota, Metazoa, Chordata, Aves, Cuculiformes, Cuculidae.
CUUCCAGCCCGGCGCUCUGUGCACCGCCGCCCACAGCGGGCAGAGAGGGCGGCUCCCUCCGACAGCGCCGCUGCCGCUCCCGUCACCCGCCGGGACCGAGCUCCGCCCGCACCAUGGAGCCGCAGCUGCCCUUCCGCGGCCGCCGGGCGCUGGUCACCGGGGCCGGCAAAGGGAUCGGCCGCGCCGUGGCCGUGGCGCUGAGCCGCGCCGGGGCCCGAGUAACCGCGCUGAGCCGCACGGCGGCGGAUCUGGAGAGCCUGGCCGGGGAGUGCCCGGGCAUCGAGCCGCUGUGCGUGGACCUGGCUGACUGGGCUGCCACCGAGGCAGCGGUGGGUGCAGCGGGGCCCUUCGAGCUGCUGGUGAACAACGCGGCUGUGGCCGUGCUUCAGCCCUUCCUGGAGGUGUCGCAGGAGGCCCUGGACCGGUCUUUUGAUGUGAAUUUUCGGGCUGUGCUUCACGUUUCCCAGAUUGUUGCUCGGCAGAUGAUUGCGCAGGGGCUGCCAGGUGCUAUUGUGAAUGUCUCUAGCCAAGCAUCUCAGCGCGCUCUGCGGGAUCACGCUGUUUACUGUUCCACAAAAAGUGCUUUGGAUAUGCUGACCAAAGUAAUGGCAAUGGAAUUGGGACCCCACAAGAUCAGGGUGAACACUGUGAACCCCACCGUAGUUAUGACCAACAUGGGGAGAAUUAACUGGAGUGAUCCUCAGAAAUCUGCUGCCAUGAUUAAUCGGAUUCCACUGGGAAAGUUUGCAGAGGUGGAUGAUGUGGUGAACAGCAUUCUCUUCCUGCUGAGUGAUCAGAGUGCUAUGACAACGGGCAGCUCCCUGAUGGUUGACGGGGGGUUUCUUGUCUCCUAAGAGGACACCUGCAUUCCACACUUGGCCUUCAUUUUCCUACUAGAUCUGCAGAGCUCUAAACUAGACAGAAAACAAUGACACAGACCCAGUCUUGCUAGAGAAGAGGGGCAGCGGAGCUGGAACCUCUAUGAGAAGUGAGGCAGAAAAUUACCUUUAGCAGGCUGCUGUAGAAUAAAGCUCAGAUACACCGUCAUGG